This is a messenger RNA of Fulvia fulva, 426 nucleotides long. RefSeq lists its product as uncharacterized. Bases 1 to 426 code for a protein of 141 amino acids. The transcript has 2 exons. The record is from RefSeq and is a predicted model, not a curated record. Lineage: Eukaryota; Fungi; Ascomycota; Dothideomycetes; Mycosphaerellales; Mycosphaerellaceae.
AUGUCGACGACGUCCAGCACUGCUGCUACAUGCGGCACAUCUCGUGACCGUAAGAGUUCGGCGUUCCAGCCAGCUUCAUUCGCGAGCCAGAUCACAGCAACUCCAGACGGGACCGAGCUGAUCUCAGAGAAGCUGGUCGUUCUUAACGAGAGGCAAUGUAUUCCAGCUUUCCAGCCAGCGCCAUCUUCAAGCAGGUCCGCAGCAGUGACCACUGGCUCGAAGCUUACUCGAGAGAAGCUUGCUCUCUUCAACAAAACGGCUGGUAGCUCCGACCUGGCCAACUGUCCCUUGAUGCGUUGGUCGCUUGAUGUGGGAGUCGACGAUCGUGACGCACAAACCCUCCACGACUGGGAGAUGCUUAUAGCAAGGGACGCUCUGGCUGCCGAUAUCGAAGCUUGCAUACGAACGAAGGCCCAGAAGAUGUGA